Brassica napus (rape) is the source of this 2278-nucleotide messenger RNA. RefSeq lists its product as uncharacterized. The record is from RefSeq and is a predicted model, not a curated record. Bases 839 to 1288 code for a protein of 149 amino acids. Lineage: Eukaryota; Viridiplantae; Streptophyta; Magnoliopsida; Brassicales; Brassicaceae. The transcript has 3 exons.
AAGUUUAAAAUGAAUUAAAAUGAUAUUUGUCAUAUAUAAAUUUAUAAACAAAAGGAGUUUAAAAAAAAGAAGAUGACGUAUGUCCUUUGUAAGUACAGAUUAGGCCGGUCCCUCCUGGCCUUUUGGACAUAUCAAGCGAUACAACUUCGUCAACUCUCACAUCCUUUUUAUUCAAUAAUUGUAUAGACUUUGUUUAUAUAUUAAUGAACUAGUUGGUCUCCUAUUGAGAACUAUAUUCCUACCAUCUAAGAGCAUGCGCAUCUACUUAUUUAGAAGGGGUCAUGGGCUCGGUAUCAUAUGGGCCAAAAUUAAAAAAAAAGAAAAAAUUGAUUUAAAUGAGUGAUCUGGUUCAUGGGAGUGAACCCGUAUGAUACGGGUUCAUGGCACGUGUCGACGCAAGAGUGGCCACGCGGUAUCGCGUCGAAGCGGAGAAAAAAAGGGAAUCGCGUGAGAGGAAUCAUUUUCUCUUCUCCUUUCGAAAACUAGGGUUUCUCUAUCUCGGAGGCGAUUUCUCGUGCGACGCCGACUGUGGGUGAUUUAGUGGUUCUAAUCGACGGCACACUCUCUCCCCGACGAGCUAAGGUCAGUAUCGAUAACUUUCACGGUUUGAUUUAACGGAUUUGGGCUCCAAAGGGUUGUCGGUGAAUCUUAAUCGAUUUGGGGGUUUCGAGGGAGGGUUCAAAAUUGAUAUGGGGGUUUAGAUUUAUUGUUUGAAAUCUUCAUGCGGGUUCGAUUUAGGGUUUGUUUAUGGGAUUUGAAAUCGAUUUGGGGGUUUCUAGUUAGGGUUCUUAAUCGAGUUUGUGUUUGCGAUUUACCGGUGAUUUUGAUCUAAUCAUUUAUGUUUCUGGUACAGAUGGAUCCCGCAGAAGAGAUAAGAGAGACAAAAAGGCAAAAGGAGUACAUCGAUAUGGUAGGUUUCGUGGCUGAUUCCGAAAACGGUAUUCCGACGAGGUGUCCCUGUGGUGGCACAAUCAUUCACGAGGUUCGGGGGAAGGACGACUAUGACACUCUUCCUGGGAAGCGUUUCUUCACCUGCAAAAACUACGAGGCUAACGGGUUACAUUAUCGUCAGCCUUGGGUGAUAGGUGUGGAGGAGCAUAUCGAACGUCUCAGUAAGCGUUUGGAGGAGGUUGAGAUGGUGAUCAAGUGGAUGUCGGAGCUCACUAAACAAAUUGAGAGACUGGAGGCAGAGGUUAAAGACCUAACUGUGCAGGUUGAUAACCUCAAUGGAGAGGUUUACAACCUCUCUGUGCAGGUGGCGGACUUGGAGAAGCUCUGCUUCGACUGAAAAAGAAAAGGUAACACUUAACUACACUGCUUAACUACACUGGUAGCUAGGUAGACGUAUUGAAUGGUCGAGUUUAAAAAAAUUAACUACAUUGGUAGCUAGGUAGACGUAUUAGAGUACAAUUGCCGGUUAGGUUGGUUGCGUAAUGAAUGGUCGACUUUAAAAAAAUGAUUUGAUGUUUAUUGAAUGCUAUCUGUGUAGUACUUGUUGUGUAAUUAACUAUAAUCAAUGUUAGGUGGUUAGGGUAUGUUUAAUUUGCUUGUCCUUUGAAACACAAUACUACUUUAAAAACAUAAGCAUUCCACGCAAUCCACAUCUGAAAACACAAACCAAAUUUUAAAAACUUUAAUCGAAAACCAAAUGGAUCCUUUUUCCCUUAACUCUCCCGGUUUUGUUAACCUCCUCACUUCCCAGAGUAGUCAGCCAAUAGAUUUAGGGUGUUCAGAGGUUCCUAAACCUGCUGAAAGGCGAAAGUGGACAACGAAAGAAGAUGUGGUGCUGAUCAGUGCUUGGCUCAACACCAGCAAGGAUCCAAUCGUGAGCAAUGAGCAAAAGGUAGGAGCUUUUUGGAAGCGAAUAGAGGAGUACGUAAAUGCUAGCCCUCUGCUUGCUGGCUCCGUUCCUAGGGAGUGGAGUCAAUGUAAGCAGAGGUGGGGAAGGGUGAAUGAGCAGGUGUGCAAGUUUGUGGGAAGUCAUGAAGCCGCUUUGAAGGAGCAGGCUAGCGGAAAAAACGAGAAUGAUGUCAUGAAGGCUGCUCAUGACAUCUUCUUUAAUGACUACCAUUCGCGGUUCAUACUGGAACAUUGUUGGAGAGAGCUUAGGUUUGAUCAAAAAUGGAGAUCACAGUCUGUGUCCAGAGAGGGUGCAAAGGAGAAAAGGAAGGAACCGGCGGAGGAGGUGGCUGCGGAGGAAGAUGUUAGGCCACCUGGUAUUAAGGCUAGCAAAGCAUCCAAACGAAAGAAGCACGGGAAUGAAGCAGCGUUUGAUCAG